AUGAUCUGGCAAGAAUUAAAUGAAUUAAAUAAUGAAAAGAACAGUUUUAAGAUAAUUGUAAGAACUAGUGACGAUUUUUUAUUUUUGGUUUCAAAUGCUGCUAGAAGGGAAGUUGAUCUUUUACAUAUGCAGGAAAACAUUGACAAGUUCCACAAACAUUCAAAGUAUGUUCAGUUAAAUAUUCUCAAUGACAGAGCUCUUAUUGCUAUUCAAGGUCCUCAAAUGGUUAAUUUAUUGCAACCAGAGACAGAUAUUAAGCUUGAUAAGUUAUUUUUCAUGCACUCGGCAAAAGGAAAAGUUUGUGGAAUUGAUGAUUGUAGAGUAACUAGAUGUGGAUAUACUGGAGAGGAUGGUGUUGAGAUAUCAGUUAAUCAAAAUUAUGCAGAAUUAAUUAUAGAAAAUUUAUUGCAUUCAAAGAAAGCACAACCAAAAUUAAUUGGAAUUGCGGCCAGAGAUAUUUUGAGAGUGGAAGCAGGCCUGUGUCUUUAUGGAAAUGAAUUAAAUGAAGAAAUAACACCCAUUGAAGCUGGAAUUAAUUUUGUUAUUGCUAAACAAAGACGAGGUUCUCUUGGUUUUCCUGGAGCAGAAAAAAUUAUUGAACAAAUAAAUAAAAAGAAUUUUACAAAGAAAAGAGUUGGACUUGUAGCAGAAGGAGGGAAAGUACCAAGAGCUGGAAUGUCUGUCAUUGACCUUUCAAAUAAUGAAAUUGUGGGUAUUGUUACUUCUGGUUGUCCUUCACCUUGUUUAGGAAAGAACAUUGCAAUGGCGUAUUUGAAGAAGGAAUGGGCUAAACCGGGAAAUAUUCUUGGAGUUAGAAGUGGAUCAGAAAAUAAAUUAAACAAAAUUACUCAAAUAGAGGUUGUUAAGUUGCCUUUUAUGAAGACAAAAUAUUUUAUAAAUUAA
This is a messenger RNA of Meloidogyne enterolobii, 903 nucleotides long. The record is from the annotation of a GenBank genome assembly. NCBI's taxonomy places the organism in Eukaryota, Metazoa, Nematoda, Chromadorea, Rhabditida, Meloidogynidae.